Molecule: messenger RNA, 2649 nt
Organism: Homo sapiens (human)
Lineage: Eukaryota; Metazoa; Chordata; Mammalia; Primates; Hominidae
Gene: PLAU
Product: plasminogen activator, urokinase
Exons: 10
Coding region: 425-1720 (431 amino acids)
Biological process (GO): proteolysis; regulation of wound healing
Cellular component (GO): serine-type endopeptidase complex; extracellular region
Molecular function (GO): serine-type endopeptidase activity
Source: RefSeq, a predicted model, not a curated record
ACAGUGCGGAGACCGCAGCCCCGGAGCCCGGGCCAGGGUCCACCUGUCCCCGCAGCGCCGGCUCGCGCCCUCCUGCCGCAGCCACCGGUGAGUGCCGCGGUCCUGAGAUCCCCGGGCCGGAUGCGCGGCGGCCCCAGCUCCCGAGCGUCUGCCUCCCCCGCCCUGGGCUGCCCGGGCUCCCUGGGCUCCCCGGCGGCUGCACGGAGUCAAGGCGCCCCGUCCCGGGCGUCCCCCGCGGGUGCCGAUCCAGGCUGCCCGGAGUCCGGAGCCCAGAGAGGAGAGAGACAGCUGGGGAGCCUGGUCACCGCGGGCAUCUCCCCUGCGCUGCAGUCGCCCGCCUGGCCUGCCUUCCCGUUCCUCCGCCUCUUGCCCUGACUUCUCCUUCCUUUGCAGAGCCGCCGUCUAGCGCCCCGACCUCGCCACCAUGAGAGCCCUGCUGGCGCGCCUGCUUCUCUGCGUCCUGGUCGUGAGCGACUCCAAAGGCAGCAAUGAACUUCAUCAAGUUCCAUCGAACUGUGACUGUCUAAAUGGAGGAACAUGUGUGUCCAACAAGUACUUCUCCAACAUUCACUGGUGCAACUGCCCAAAGAAAUUCGGAGGGCAGCACUGUGAAAUAGAUAAGUCAAAAACCUGCUAUGAGGGGAAUGGUCACUUUUACCGAGGAAAGGCCAGCACUGACACCAUGGGCCGGCCCUGCCUGCCCUGGAACUCUGCCACUGUCCUUCAGCAAACGUACCAUGCCCACAGAUCUGAUGCUCUUCAGCUGGGCCUGGGGAAACAUAAUUACUGCAGGAACCCAGACAACCGGAGGCGACCCUGGUGCUAUGUGCAGGUGGGCCUAAAGCUGCUUGUCCAAGAGUGCAUGGUGCAUGACUGCGCAGAUGGAAAAAAGCCCUCCUCUCCUCCAGAAGAAUUAAAAUUUCAGUGUGGCCAAAAGACUCUGAGGCCCCGCUUUAAGAUUAUUGGGGGAGAAUUCACCACCAUCGAGAACCAGCCCUGGUUUGCGGCCAUCUACAGGAGGCACCGGGGGGGCUCUGUCACCUACGUGUGUGGAGGCAGCCUCAUCAGCCCUUGCUGGGUGAUCAGCGCCACACACUGCUUCAUUGAUUACCCAAAGAAGGAGGACUACAUCGUCUACCUGGGUCGCUCAAGGCUUAACUCCAACACGCAAGGGGAGAUGAAGUUUGAGGUGGAAAACCUCAUCCUACACAAGGACUACAGCGCUGACACGCUUGCUCACCACAACGACAUUGCCUUGCUGAAGAUCCGUUCCAAGGAGGGCAGGUGUGCGCAGCCAUCCCGGACUAUACAGACCAUCUGCCUGCCCUCGAUGUAUAACGAUCCCCAGUUUGGCACAAGCUGUGAGAUCACUGGCUUUGGAAAAGAGAAUUCUACCGACUAUCUCUAUCCGGAGCAGCUGAAAAUGACUGUUGUGAAGCUGAUUUCCCACCGGGAGUGUCAGCAGCCCCACUACUACGGCUCUGAAGUCACCACCAAAAUGCUGUGUGCUGCUGACCCACAGUGGAAAACAGAUUCCUGCCAGGGAGACUCAGGGGGACCCCUCGUCUGUUCCCUCCAAGGCCGCAUGACUUUGACUGGAAUUGUGAGCUGGGGCCGUGGAUGUGCCCUGAAGGACAAGCCAGGCGUCUACACGAGAGUCUCACACUUCUUACCCUGGAUCCGCAGUCACACCAAGGAAGAGAAUGGCCUGGCCCUCUGAGGGUCCCCAGGGAGGAAACGGGCACCACCCGCUUUCUUGCUGGUUGUCAUUUUUGCAGUAGAGUCAUCUCCAUCAGCUGUAAGAAGAGACUGGGAAGAUAGGCUCUGCACAGAUGGAUUUGCCUGUGCCACCCACCAGGGCGAACGACAAUAGCUUUACCCUCAGGCAUAGGCCUGGGUGCUGGCUGCCCAGACCCCUCUGGCCAGGAUGGAGGGGUGGUCCUGACUCAACAUGUUACUGACCAGCAACUUGUCUUUUUCUGGACUGAAGCCUGCAGGAGUUAAAAAGGGCAGGGCAUCUCCUGUGCAUGGGUGAAGGGAGAGCCAGCUCCCCCGACGGUGGGCAUUUGUGAGGCCCAUGGUUGAGAAAUGAAUAAUUUCCCAAUUAGGAAGUGUAACAGCUGAGGUCUCUUGAGGGAGCUUAGCCAAUGUGGGAGCAGCGGUUUGGGGAGCAGAGACACUAACGACUUCAGGGCAGGGCUCUGAUAUUCCAUGAAUGUAUCAGGAAAUAUAUAUGUGUGUGUAUGUUUGCACACUUGUGUGUGGGCUGUGAGUGUAAGUGUGAGUAAGAGCUGGUGUCUGAUUGUUAAGUCUAAAUAUUUCCUUAAACUGUGUGGACUGUGAUGCCACACAGAGUGGUCUUUCUGGAGAGGUUAUAGGUCACUCCUGGGGCCUCUUGGGUCCCCCACGUGACAGUGCCUGGGAAUGUAUUAUUCUGCAGCAUGACCUGUGACCAGCACUGUCUCAGUUUCACUUUCACAUAGAUGUCCCUUUCUUGGCCAGUUAUCCCUUCCUUUUAGCCUAGUUCAUCCAAUCCUCACUGGGUGGGGUGAGGACCACUCCUGUACACUGAAUAUUUAUAUUUCACUAUUUUUAUUUAUAUUUUUGUAAUUUUAAAUAAAAGUGAUCAAUAAAAUGUGAUUUUUCUGA